AUGAUGCUCUACGAUGCGCUAGCCCAGGAAGAUGCAGAGCACAUGUAUGAGGCUUGGAAGAAAAGACUUGACGCUGCACAGAAGGAGAUUGUUGACUUUGUCAUCAAGGAAGUUGGAGGUGACGUGGUGGGAGAGUUUGGUGGCUAUCUCGAAAAAGGGUCCUACAACAUCUGCCUGGUCGUCAAACUCAACGCAAAGCCUACACAUGUCAUACGCUUUCCCCAGCCAGGAACAACAGCUACAUGUUUCUUGGAUGAGAAAGUUCGAAAUGAAGUCCAAGUAAUGGAUUUAUUGCGCAGGACCACGAUCCCGCUACCGAAAGUAUACAGCUGGGGUCUGACUAGCGAUAGCCCGUCACAGCUUGGCCCGUAUAUCAUAAUGGAGUAUGUUGAAGGCAAACCAUUGAUCGAAGAGUUACGAAGACCUACAAAUACCGAUGACGGUGCCGAGAUGGAACUCUGGAAAAACUUGGGCAACCCAAGAGUUCUUCAUGCCUACAGCCAAAUAGCCGACUAUCUGCUGCAAAUACAUCAGCUGGAUUUCAAUGCUGCCGGUGGUUUAAGAAUGAGCAGUUCAGACCAAUGGGUUGCUAGCGAGCGACCUGUCACCGAUAACAUGAACAUUUUAGCAAGGAACAUUCUGAGUUACCCAACCGAGUACUUCCCUACUACAAGCAUCUCAUCUCCAAAGGCCUACUUUGAGCAGGUCGCCGAUCAACACCUAGCUCAUCUUCACACCCAAAGAAACGCCGUGGAGAACCGUGAAGACGCUAGAAGAUGUUUCAUCGCUCGCCAUCGCCUCAAGCAAUCGAUCGACCAAUACCUGUUAACCGACACCGAAACAAGCCCCUUCAAGUUAUAUUGCUGGGACCUUCGCCCGUCUAAUAUCCUCGUAGACGACGAUCUGAACGUCAAAGCUGUCCUGGACUUCGAAUUCUGUAACGCUCUGCCCGUGCAAUUCGCCCAUGAUCCACCGUGGUGGCUUACCAUAUUGCGCACCAACUACGUGGAUCGACAAUGA
This is a messenger RNA of Alternaria infectoria, 1020 nucleotides long. RefSeq lists its product as uncharacterized. The record is from RefSeq and is a predicted model, not a curated record. NCBI's taxonomy places the organism in Eukaryota, Fungi, Ascomycota, Dothideomycetes, Pleosporales, Pleosporaceae. The coding region runs from base 1 to 1020 and encodes 339 amino acids. The transcript has a single exon.